Molecule: messenger RNA, 2814 nt
Organism: Branchiostoma belcheri (Belcher's lancelet)
Lineage: Eukaryota; Metazoa; Chordata; Leptocardii; Amphioxiformes; Branchiostomatidae
Exons: 2
Coding region: 1-2814 (937 amino acids)
Molecular function (GO): protein binding
Source: RefSeq, a predicted model, not a curated record
AUGGCGAUGAAGCUUAUGGUAAAAGUCUCGUUCUUGCUGCUUAUGCAGCUACUAGUCUCGCGGGUAGACGCCGGUAGCUGGCAGAGCUGCCGUGAAGUGCCCGUGGCGAAGUGUGGUGUAGGUGACAGCGGUAGUGAUGGUCGUGAGUACCGGUAUGACAUUGGAGUGUACCGGUACAAGUGGAACGAGAACCCGUUUGAGGCUUACAGCUACAAAGGUCCCUUUGAUACCGUCCCUUUGGGCCAGGCUUUUCAGUCUUGUCAGGUCUGCUCAAACGAAACAAGGCCCACCCAGGGGGGUUCCCCUCCACAAUCCAUAACCGACAUCAUGAUCGUUGAGAACAAGGUCGGUAAGCUUGGCCCUGACAAAGCAGAGAUCCUGUCUCAGAUCCCAUGUGGUGAAGAAUGCAGGCUGUGGUUUGUGGGAUGUAACCUAACGACAAUAGAGGUAGGGGCGUUUGCUAAGUUGCCACAGGUAUCUACCCUGGUCAUCUGGCGGAGCAAUGUCCAGACUCUGAAGAACGGCACGUUUGCUGGGAUGGAGAGCCUCGAGUAUCUGCUGCUGUUGGAGAACAGCCUGACACAUCUGGAGACGAUCAAGUCCGUAGUAUAUGUCCGCGCCGUUGAGAACAAACUUCGGUCGAUCGGCGUGGAGAUGUUCCACGGGCUUGAGAGGCUGGUUUCCCUGAACCUGCAGGGUAACAGAAUCUCCCACAUUGCUGCCGGCGCGUUCUACUCAAACACGGAAUUGACUACCCUAAAUCUUGCAGCAAACAGGCUGACCUUCCUUUCUGGCGGUUGGUUCAAAUCGUCCUUUCCAGACAAUAUCAUAGCCCGUGAUAAUGGUAUUGCAGUUACUUUGUCGGAAGGCAGGGCAUUGCCAUUUACCCGGAGAAUCCACAUGUCUAACCAGCCGCGCUGCACGUGUGCGAAUGAUUGGCUUUACGACUACGAGGGGGGCUACAUAAAGUUCAAGCAGCGCUUCAUGCGUUUACUAAAUUUGCCCCCGGGAACCCACAGCUGCCCCGCCUCGGCGCUGAUGCGGAACCUCCCCGCGCCAGUCUCUCCCAGUCACACCCUGCCCUGCCCGCCACCAAUGGUGGAGAUUAUGAAGGCCGAACACAACCCUGGAUACAAGUACACGGUGGUGGGCAGGGUGUAUUGGGAGCAGUUGCCCCAAGUGUCUUGGACCUUCCCUAAUGACUCACAACACACACACGACAUAACGUACGACGCAAACACGACAACACACGCUACUCUGCCGACAGGCAAUCUAACCGUAAGAGUGGUGACCGACCUAAAGGCUGAGGGCUGGGUGAAAUGUAAGGGGCCAGCAGAUAACCUGAUGGGAGACUCAGGAAAUCACAGCCUGUGUUCUAACUACAUGGCGAGGUCCAGCUUCACCCUUUGGCUUGAGACUACCGGGCCCUUGGCCUUUGGGAACACCACUUGUGCGGUUUCUACAGAAACUGGGUCCGACACUGUUAUUUUCAUGACAAGUGAAGGCACAUACUCUGGCAUCACAACACUCCAGGCAACAGAACCCUCACUCAUCAACACGACACCAUUCUCAACCACCAUGAGCACACCACCGGUGCCCAUCGGCAUCAGCACUACACCACUGACCAUCAGUAAAACUGAUAAUGCUUAUGAAGGGGGCAUCUGCACAUGGAACAUAGUGUUGUCAUCUAUUAUCUGGUUACCGGCUGUUGCGGUGGGGCCCGGGGUUUUGUUCUGUGUCAGUUGUAUCAAGAACAGGAUCGGGCGCAAAGCUCCAGAUAACGGCACAGGUUCACCCCCGGCCCACAAUGACGAUGGUCUUUCAGUUGGCCACCUGGAUGAUCCAGUAAUCAGUCCGUACGCUGAAGGUCGUUUCGAGGAUCACGACAGCUUGAAUGAGUCAGAAUCAGUCAUCAGCCCUUACGCUGAAGGUGGUUUCCAAGACCACCCUGACUUGCGCAGGGCCGGUUCUUCUCAGUCAGAAGCCGUUCCGUACGGACAGGCAAAGCUUUGCGCAGCGUACCCAGGCCGCCCCCGCGCGCAGACACACCCCGUGCCGUCCCGCCCGUACAGCGCCGAGCGUCCCCGUCAGACACCAAACAGGGAAGGGGCAGUCGUACCUGGCUAUGGUCAAAACGGCAGUGAUGAGUCAAGCAAAACCUGCUACCAGCACCCAAUCAUUCUCCCCAAACCAGGUGCUACCCUGUCCUCUGCCUACCAGCAGAAUGCCAGCGCCGCUAAGCGUUCCCGUAAGGCACGUUGCUACAACUCCCCUGCCACUAACACAGAGAGUGCCCUGUCUAACACAUAUGGCUAUGGUCAAAACGGCGGCGAUAAGUCAGGCAAAACCUGCUAUCAGCAUCCAUCUAUCCUACCCAACCCGGGUGCCACCCUGUCCUCUGCAUACCAGCACAAGCAGAAUGCCAGCGCCGCUAAGCGUUCCCGUAAGGCACAUUGCUACAACUCCCCUGCCGCUAACACAGACCGUACCCUGUCUAACACUUAUGGCCAGCAUGACACUAUUGCGACGGUCUGUAACUCUGUAGCGUCUCCUAUGGCCGGUAGCUAUGACCCUGCUGCCCCGAGCAGAAGUGAGACGGACACUCCGUCCGCCGUCUAUGAUGAAACCCACCGCAUUCUGCCCGACACAAGCCGGGGAAACAGUUACAUCUGCCCCUCCCCUGCGACUGGUGCUGGCCGGUCCCCGGCAGCUGCAUACUGCCAUUAUGAGCGUAGGGAGGCAAUAAACAACACCACAGAGUACCCAGAGACAAACAGCUAUGAACCGCCUCCUACUGGUGGAAUUAGCCAGUGA